CCCACCCAAUGUCGGAGCAGAUCCUGGCGGCGGUCCUUUGAUGAGCUUUCCUCAACGACACCUCGACACCCAAGACAAGACAAGAUAAAUCUAAAAUAAAAAUGGCGUCUACCGUUGACAUCAUAACUCUCGAUAACCUCGAGUCUAAGAUGCCCCCCACCGUCGGCCCGGACUAUCUCUAUGCUCUAGUCGAUAUGGGAAGUAAUGGCAUCCGCUUCUCCAUUUCAGACCUGUCACCUCCUAAUUCCCGGCUGCUCAAGUGCCUCUACCGCGAGCGAGCCGCCAUCUCUCUCUUCGAUGCUCUCAAUUCGCCAUCCUCUUCCAGCUCGGCAAGCGACCCGUUGACCUUUCCACCAGAGACAAUCCGCCUCGUCUCCCAGACUUUAGCACGGUUCCGUUCCAUCGCGGUGGACGACUAUGGCGUACUCGCCGAGCAUGUCACGGUCUUUGCUACCGAGGCCAUGCGCCGCGCCCGGAAUGCCGUUGCCAUGCUGGAAGCCAUCAGCACAGAGGCACAAGGCUUGAGGGUGCAGAUUCUGGCUCCCGAAGUUGAAACCCUCUUCGGGUCCAUGGGGGCUCGAUCCGGCUUUGUUAAUGUCAAGGGUCUGUUCCUCGACCUCGGUGGCGGGUCCGUCCAAAUGACCUAUAUGAACACAUAUCUCGCUGGAACACAAACAGCGGACAUGCCGCCAUACGAGCUGGCUGCGGCGCAGGCCGGCCAAAGUCUGCCCUUUGGCGCCGCGCGGCUCAUCAGGAUACUCGAGAACGACGAUGCUGAGGUUCAGGCUGCCGAGAAGUCGAAGUUGCAGCUUGGCAUGAUGGAAGCAUUGCAGAGGCUGCGGGCGACGUUCCCCAGUCUGAACCAGAGCAUUUCGCCAGAGUCUACGAAGCAGCGUGACGGUAUCGAUAUUUACCUCUGCGGGGGCGGUUUCAGGGGUUAUGGCAGCAUGCUGAUGCACAACGAUCCCAUCCAACCGUACCCAGUGCCCUCCAUCGGGACAUAUACUGUCCCCGGCAGCUUGUUCGGGCAGACAAAGAAGAUGCUCAAGUUAAACAAGGAAUACGAUGGGAAAAUCUUCGGCAUGUCGAAGCGCCGCCGUGCCCAGUUUCCCGCAAUCGUCACCGUCGUCGAAGCCCUCAUCCAAGCUGUGCCGAGCAUUCGCUCCGUCACUUUCUGCAAAGGGGGCAAUCGAGAGGGUGCUCUGAUGAUGAAGCUGCCGCGGGAGAUACGCGAGGGCAACCCUCUCAGUCUUAUGAGCAUGCCAUUGGCAACAAGCCCAAUCAUGCAUGCCGAAGAUCAAGAGGCGUUGCAGGCGGUUGUCUCUACACUUCAGGCAGCUGUUCCGGCUACAGAAGCGCUCAGCAUCUUCACCCUCGGCCUCGAACUUCUGUUCGCCAGGCAGAUUUGGGCUGGUGCCGGUGAGGACGGGGAUGCCAACGCCUCUGCCUGCCUUCACAAUCUAGUCACGCGUGACCCUAGUUGUCCCGGCCUGACACACCUGGCACGAGCCGUGCUUGGGCUCACCCUGUGCGCACGUUGGGGCACCAAUCUGGCACCGAUUGAUCAGCAGAUGCGCAGAAGCUUACGGCAACUUGUCAAUGGCGCAGACGAGGAUGCGAACUUCUGGAUCGAGUAUAUCGGGGCUGUUGCUGCCGUUAUGGCGACCGUGGUCCCUACCUGGCCGAGGACUACCCAGAGGAUCAGAGACGCAAUCAAGUUCCGUGUGACUGUAGAUGAAGACGGCAAGAAAUCAAGGAUUCGCCUUGUGGUCUUUGUCAGCUCCAAAGCGGUCAAAGGGAUGGACCUCAAUGGCUUGGAGGGCUUGUUCAAGAACAUAAGCAAGCCCCAAAAGCUCGAGAAGAAGAACGGUAAAAGCGCCGUUAUCCAAAUCAAGGAGGUGCCGAGGGUAUGAUUCUAGAAGAUGGCUCUCGCGACGCCAUGCCACGGGAUAUAAUCUAUCGACUCGUAC
Messenger RNA from Phialemonium atrogriseum, 1970 nucleotides. Its product is annotated as Ppx/GppA phosphatase family-domain-containing protein. NCBI's taxonomy places the organism in Eukaryota, Fungi, Ascomycota, Sordariomycetes, Cephalothecales, Cephalothecaceae. Gene Ontology annotation, biological process: regulation of transcription by RNA polymerase II. The record is from RefSeq and is a predicted model, not a curated record. The transcript is spliced from 3 exons. The coding region runs from base 102 to 1913 and encodes 603 amino acids.